Messenger RNA from Diaporthe citri, 438 nucleotides. RefSeq lists its product as uncharacterized. The transcript has a single exon. Gene Ontology annotation, molecular function: actin filament binding. Gene Ontology annotation, cellular component: site of polarized growth; cortical actin cytoskeleton; actin filament. Gene Ontology annotation, biological process: regulation of actin filament polymerization. Lineage: Eukaryota; Fungi; Ascomycota; Sordariomycetes; Diaporthales; Diaporthaceae. The record is from RefSeq and is a predicted model, not a curated record. Bases 1 to 438 code for a protein of 145 amino acids.
AUGUCCGGCAUCAACUCCCCCGAGCUCCUCGCCGCCUACGAGGCCGUCCGCAGCGACAAGGACGAGACCAAGUGGCUGCUCAUCUCGUCGGGCACGACCAGCAAGCAGAUGGGCCUGCAGGAGUCGAGCAGCGAGUCCUUCGAGGCGAUGGUCGACAAGCUGGCCGACGACCAGAUCCAGUACGCCUACGCCCGCGUCGAGUACGCCAACGACUCGGAGAGCACGCGCGUCAAGUUUGCCCUGAUAAUAUGGAACGGGCCCAACGUCCACUCGGCCAAGCGCUUCAAGAUGCUGUCCGAGGUCCAGGAGGUCAAGAAGGUCCUGCACCACUACAGCAAGGAAUUCAACGCCGACGACAAGCGCGACCUCGUCUUCGCCGACAUCGUCAAGGAGCUGCGGAGGUCCGGCGGCGCAGACUACAACGGCGGGCGCGGCUAG